CCGACAAGAAUUUAAGGCAUUCCAAGAGAGUAUGUCGACUAUGAUGGAGAAAUGGUUCGGGAAGCACGAUGCAACGCUUUCUAGAUUAUUGAAAGAAUUCGAAGAAGUUAAAACCUCUGUCCGAUUCCUAAGCGAUAAAUAUGACAAUCUCGAAAAGAACACAAUAGAUGUUAGGAACCGAGUCCAGGCAUUUGAGAAAAAAAUGGAGUCAAAUGAACCUCGGAUAGCUGACCUGGAGGCAAAACUUGAGAGCAUGGAACAGAGAGCGCGCAACUGUAACCUCGAAAUUAGUAAUCUGCCUGAGAAACGAGGAGAGAACUUAAUCUCAAUCAUUGAGAAUAUCGCUCAGGUCAUCAAACUGCCAAUGUCUACACGUGACAUCGUCAACAUCCAUCGUGUGCCGCAAAGCAGCCCGAAUAUUACUCGUCCAAAGAACAUAGUUGUCAAAUUUGCUAGUCAAAUCACCCGGGACAACUUCAUCUCUGCCACACGCUUGAAUAAAGGGCUCGAAUCAGAACAGUUAAAUAUUCAAGGUCCUUCACGGAAGAUUUACAUCAAUGAACACUUGACACUAAAUAGUAAAAAACUUUUUCGUAAAGCCCGAGAUCUCGCCCGUGAAGCGGGAUUCAAAUUUGCCUGGAUCAAACAUGGAGUUAUCCUGGUCAGGGCCGACGUCACUACUCCUGCCUUCGCUAUCCGCACAGAAAAAGACUUAUCUAAACUUAAGCCCAAUUCCCAUUUACAUUAGUGUUACAUUGUUUUUUUUAAUGUUUGUGCAUUCAUUGUUCGCCAAACGUGAGUGUAAUAGUGCUGUAUUUAACGAUACACUUCACUUGUCACCGUAUUAUUAUGUUGCAUAUGUUGUGUUGUGUUUGAGUUCUCUAUACGUCGCAGUGCUCUGCGCGCUGACUGGGACCGCAGGUAUUCACUAUUUUCUUAGACUGACCGCCGCUUAUUUUCAUGUUGAAAUAUAUGAUAAAUCGCACUGGUUUGCUUUUUUAAAAGUAUACUUCUUUAAGGAUACAUAUUAUUAUGAUUUAUUAAUGCAUUUUACUUAUUUUAUUGCACUAUACAUCACUUGGGAAAGAUAUUUUGUCCACCCAAAUUUUAUUUCGUCACUACUUACUAUAAGAAAAUUAUUGCAUUACUUUCGAUUUCACUGUAUUUGUAGCACAGGAUAUCUUACUAUUGAGGUUCCUUCAGUAAUAUUUAGUAUUUCCACUCAGAGCAAUGGCUAAUAAUUUAGCAUUGUAUUAUCAAAACUGCAGGGGUCUUAGAACUAAAUUAAAUACUCUUUACAACAAUAUUAUGGCGGAGUGCUACGAUGUUAUAAUUCUAUCAGAGACAUGGUUAGUCCCCGAAAUCGGCGAUGGCGAAUUCAUUGACUCCCGGUAUGUUGUUUACCGGUGCGACAGAAAUCGUGUGUUGAGCGGGAAGUGUGACGGUGGAGGUAUAUUGGUAGCUGUGCGGCGUGGACUGUCCGUAACCCGGACUGAACUAACGACUACGCUUUACCACGACGGUUGUUAUUAUAAAAUGCCACACAAUGUCGAUUAUGUACUUUUAAAGCUACAUUCCAAGACUAGCAAUGAAUAUCAGACUGUAUGUGGAGUGUACGUUCCUCCUAGCCAGACACUGGAUAACUACCAAUCCUUAUUUAACUUGCUUGAAAACGAAUUACUUUCCCCUGCUUCUAAUGAUAUUUACAUAAUUGGCGAUUUUAACCUACCGCAUAUCGAAUGGACCGACUCGGUUGGGCCUGCGCUAAUGCCUCGUAUUCACAGUCACAGUUCUUCACUUGAUAUUUUAGUUCUGAAUUUUCUCUCAACUUUAAACUGUAAGCAAUAUAACAAUAUUAAAAAUCACCAGAAUCGUACCUUGGAUUUGUUAGUAUCUACCGUUUUAUGCUCAUGUGAACCCGUGCCCAUUCCUUUGGUCCCUAUAGAUAACUUCCAUCCUCCCUUUUUAGCCAUUAUUCCGUUUAAAUCUAUUCUUAAGCCCAUGCCACGUAGCUCUGUUCCUAGGUAUCACUUCAUCGAGGCUGAUUUCUCCGCUAUUAAUAGCGACAUUGACUUAGUGGACUGGACCUCUGUUUUGGAUAGCGUUUCUUUGGAUUCUGCAGUCGACACUUUCUAUGAGAUUAUUUACAAAAUUAUAAAAGCCCAUGUUCCAAGUCGCCCAGUUAAAUCUAAUGAGUAUCCGGCUUGGUUCUCUCGCCCCUUGAUACACGUUUUUAAAAACAAGGGAAAAGCCUGGAUAAAAUAUAAAAAAUACAAAAACAUAACAGACUAUGAGCAAUUCUCCCUAUAUCGUAAAAGAUUCAAGUCACUUUCAGUUGAAUGCUACAGUAAUUAUCUUAAUUACAUCGAAACUUCCUUGCGAAAUGACAUAAAAAAAUUCUGGUCCUUUGUUAAGAGCAACAAGAAGAACAGUGGCGUACCUGACACAAUGUCAUUUAGUAACGAGGUUGGCAAUGGACCUGAAAAUGUAUGUAAAUUAUUUUCAAAUUUUUUCAGCUCAGUAUACGAACCUACAGAUACCAGUGCUUCGGUUAACUUUGUGUCUCCAACCAAUAAUCAAAUAAUUCUCUCCGACUUGAUUCUUACUAAAGAAAAUAUAGUUUCUUCCCUCAAAUGCUUGGAUGUUGCGAAGGGUCCUGGGCCGGAUGGCCUACCUGCUUUCUUCCUAAAACAUACCGCUAAGUCUAUCAGUACUCCAGUGUUUCAUUUAUUUAAUCGUAGUCUGAAGGAAGGAAUUGUGCCUCAAGCGUGGAAGACUGCUAAUGUUAUUCCUGUAUAUAAAGGUGGUGCCAAACACGAUGUUACCAACUAUAGGCCAAUUUCCUUGUUGUCUACCUUGUCAAAAGUCUUGGAGAAGCUGGUUCAUAAGGCAAUCUAUCCCACCCUACACAAUACUAUCAUCCCCGAACAGCAUGGAUUCGUUCGAAAUCGUUCAACAGUAAGUAACCUAAUUUUGUAUUCAAAUUCCUUGUUUGAAAAUAUGGAUAAUAGACAGCAAGUUGAUACAAUUUACACAGAUUUUUGCAAGGCUUUUGACAAGGUGGACCAUACAUUACUCUUACAAAAAAUUGCAUAUAACGGUAUCCGUGGAAGUCUGCUCCGUUGGAUUACCUCCUAUGUUAAAAAUAGAACUCAGAGGGUUGUUGUCCAAGGGUUCAGCUCAGAUGUGGUCAGCGUGACCUCUGGUGUGGCGCAAGG
Molecule: messenger RNA, 3218 nt
Organism: Ostrinia furnacalis (Asian corn borer)
Lineage: Eukaryota; Metazoa; Arthropoda; Insecta; Lepidoptera; Crambidae
Exons: 1
Coding region: 32-748 (238 amino acids)
Source: RefSeq, a predicted model, not a curated record